UUGCGGUGCUGUUGAAUUGAAGCUAGGUGUACAUAAUAAACUGGCAACUGAGUGUAUGCAGCAGUUUGUUUAAUUUUGAGUGCACCUGCACAUACUGUAGGAUUAUUAUUGCUCACUUCUCGUAGUUUUAAAAGUGUAAAAUACAGUAAGCUCUUUGACAUAUCAUCUCCAAGGCAGUUUUGUGUUUUUUAAUCUCGUAUCACUGCUGUCUUCCUUCUUAAUGACGACUUAUCUAAAGUUAAUAAUUAAUUUCCCCUUUUGAUGGCAGAUGGAAUACAAAGGAGAUGUUAUUUAUCGGUUACAGCAAAUUAUUUCAAAUUCAGCUGGUUAUAUGGCCAUUAACAAGUUGCAGUAGGGAAAUUUGGAGCCAUGUUUGAGCUGUGCAGUGGCUGCAGCUCAUUUAAAGGCAGGCAGCCCAGCAGCAGUCUUCAAAACCAUUUGCAUCCAAGAACAGAAACAAAGACAUUUCCUCAUGACUUGAGCUGUGAGACUCGACCCCACAUUAUGACAAUGAGCUUCUUUGGAAAACUGAAGAACCUACACAGUGGACCUCCAGCUCCACCCAGAAGGACAGAUGCUAAUGCAGGAUGGCCAGAAGAUGAGUUUGAUGACGAGGACGGUGACAUGUAUGAAGCGCCUCCCUGCGAGCGUCCGGCUGUGAAAGUCCCACAGAGACAAGUGGUGGAGAACGUAUAUCUGGAGAGGACAUCCAAUCCUGCUGUUCCACAGAGGCUGGCUGCUCCUCCACCCAGAUCAGGCAAAGCCUUGAAACCUCAACAACGUGCUGAAGAGUUCUACUAUGAUUGCAGCAUCAAGAAACCACCCGAGAUAGACAGAAAUGAGAAGCCUGGGAGAAAGAUGAUGCCUCCUCCACCGGUCCGCUCUGCUCCUGCUGUUCCAGUCCCUGCACCCAACACUGAGGAAGAUGUGUAUCUGGAUCCAAAUGAAGAACAGGAAGAUAAUGAUGACCUGUAUUUAGAGCCUACAGCUGCUUGCUCUCCUCCCCCCCGUGCACCAAUGAGGAUGCCUCCAUCUCCCAAGACAUCAUUUGUACCUUCUCCCAUACCCAUGAUGAAACCUCCGGUUCCCAGAGCUAAGUCUAACUCACUCUUGCCUUCCUUGAAUGAGGUAAAAACAGUUGAAGCAAGACGUGCCACAUUUCCUAACAAACUCCCUCCACCAACUCUCAGUGUUAAGCCCCCUCUGCCAGCUAACCUGAAGGAAGCUAAACCCAGCCCUCCAAAUCCUCCUAUGGCAGACACUAAACCCAUGGCCUCCUCUGGUGGUAUGAGGGCAACCAAACAAUCUGGGAAUGAGGACAAAGAAUGGUUUGCUGGAGAUUGCAACAGAAAGACAGCUGAGGACCUCUUACUGAGGGUCAACAAGGACGGCGCCUUUCUCAUCCGACACAGCUCAGCCCAGAGCGCCCGCCAGCCAUACACCCUCGCUGUGCUCUACCAGCAGAAGGUGUACAACAUUCCCAUCCGCUUCCUGGAGGAGACACAAGGUUACGCCCUUGGAAAAGAGGGCAAGAAGAACGAAGAGAUUUUCGGCACCCUCGACGAGAUGAUUUCCCACCACAAGAAUAACCAGCUGCUUCUGAUAGACAGCAAGAGCCAGGCCAAGCACACAGCGUAUUUAACCCACCCUGCACGCCCUUAAAACUACACUACUAGGAGCUGUAUUCAUAUGAGUUAUAUGAGGAUAAUUGCACAGUUUGAAUGUUUCCCACUUGGAAAUACUGCAGGUCUACUGUGUGUCGGAAAAGUGUAAUUACAUCUCUAUGAAGUAGUUAUACAGCUGAAGUACUAUUUUCUUUAUGUUGUUUAUAGAUUGAAAUAGACAAUGCAAAUUUUGAAUGCACUGAAAACUUAGCAGAGAUGUAAAUAUCACAAACAGUUGCUCCAAGACAGUCAGCUGCCACAUGACAUGAGAACAGCUUUAACCAAAAACUUAAAGCUCAAAGAACAUAAAGAUCUACAGUGUGACAAAAAGUGGUUUUCCUGUUUUGUGCCAUGUCAUCGUUUUAGCAAUAAUUGCACAAGGUUAACUGUUUUUUAGUGAAAAGGAAAAUGUGUCACUGUAUUACUGUCAUUCAGUCUGGAUGUUUCUGCCUUUGUAUGAAGAAAUGAUCUUGCUGUCAGAUCACUGUAUUUCACUGACUUUUCAACAUACAAACUGUAUAUUUCUGCUGUUAUAAGAUAUCAAAACACAUCACAAGAGCCUCCUGAUUUGCAGCAAAAAUCUUCGUCAUCACUUUGCGCCUCCUGCUCAUUUCCAUUAUUAUGGUCAUGUGUGAUGAACAGCUGAGUUAAAUGUCUCCAUGAAUCAGCCAUUUUCAUUUUAGUCACGAGUACAGAUUUGAGAUUUGAUCAUUUCCCUAGUUUAGUUUAGUUUGAUGACUUUGAUUUUGAUUAUACUGUAUGUUACAGGUGUCUUUUUGGUGUGAUAUUGCAGAUAUUGUGCAAUACAGGCUCAACGUCAAAAUGCAUCUGCUUUACAUUGUUUUUAUUUUAUUUCUUUUGCCACAGUUUUCCUGUAUUUACUGUUGUUGACCAGUAACCAUCGGUUAACCUGGACCAAGGUCUUUAUUUGGGGUUUCUGUGGUGCGUGUGGUUCAUUUAGAGGAUUAAGUUCAUUACAAAAGGUCGAUGCUUGAUUAAGUCUUUUGAGUAAACUCAAACCUCCACUGUU
Molecule: messenger RNA, 2694 nt
Organism: Siniperca chuatsi (mandarin fish)
Lineage: Eukaryota; Metazoa; Chordata; Actinopteri; Centrarchiformes; Sinipercidae
Product: SH2 domain-containing protein 6
Exons: 20
Coding region: 370-1662 (430 amino acids)
Biological process (GO): intracellular signal transduction; cell surface receptor protein tyrosine kinase signaling pathway
Source: RefSeq, a predicted model, not a curated record